AUGUCCAAGAUUCUCAAUGUUGUCGGUGCUACUGGAGCGCAAGGUGGCUCUGUGGUUGCGGACACUAGUGAUUUGGCAAGCCUUGUCAAAGCAUUUGAGGGUUCUUAUGCCAUCUUCGUUGUCACCGACUUCUUCGCCUCCUUCGCUACCAAAGAUGCCGAAGAGACUGUUGCUAUUGAGUCUACUCAGGGUAUCAACUGCGCAAAGGCUGCUUCCAAAACCACCACUCUUGAGCACUACAUCUGGAGCACACUCCCUGACAACCAGAAGAUCUCCAACGGAAAAUGCUCUGUGCCUCACUUUGAAAGCAAGACCAAGGUCGAUGAGUACAUUCGUCAGUACAAGGCAUUGCUGGCUAAGACGACUUUCCUUUUCAUCACCUACUACGCCACAAAUAUUCUUAUGCCCAUGUUCACACCUACCCUAUUCAAAACCACUGGCAAGCACGUCCAGCUGCUACCUAUUGCCGAAGACACCCCAAUCACUACACUGGGUGCGACAGUGAUCAAUACCCUUGGUCUGGUGUCUAAAGAGCACUUUGAAGCACGUCUUCGCUAUCACUUUGCUCAAAAAGAUAUGGCUGAUGAUGACCCAGCUUGGUAUGCUCUGCGAAACACAGUUUAUGCUUCUUGUUACAGACUCGGCUCAUCUAAUAUGCCGUACUCGAAUAUGUCUGGCGAAAUUCAGGGGCAAGCUUGGCGAUACUUUGAAAAAGCCUUGGAUGUCCAUACCGAGCUUUUAUAUGGAAGCACGGGUCUUAUGGCAGUGCAAGCAUUGACUGCAAUGGGAUUCUUUGCUGAAGGCCUUGCCGGCCCCUCUCUUGCGUACAUGCUUGUUUCCUGUGCAACGCGGUUAGCUCAGGCGAAAGGUCUCCACAGGCAACCUGCACAAUCUUGGAAUUUGCCACUAGCUAAACAACAGCAUCGAGUUAGACUGUUCUGGACCCUUUAUAUCCUCGAGAAGCAUAUAAGCUACAGAUCAGGCCGACCAUCGAUCAUUGAAGACGACGACAUUAGUUGCCCCUUUCCGAGCACUCAGCUUGCUAACAAUACCACGUACAUCGAUCCUUUCAUUUACAUAAUACAGCAUGCUCAAAUUUCCUCUCGAAUCGCAAAGCAACUAACAAGUGGAAGCUCUCUGUUUGGAUCUGGUCAGUCUUCAGCACUGCGAAGUCGGAUUUCGAUAAGUUCACAUGCUGUUGUCAAUGCGGCCAGGGCAAUAAUACUGGAUACCGACGCAAUUCAAGUCGAUGCAUCGACACCUAUAUGGCUAGCAUUCUAUUUCCCUCUCGUGAGCGCUAUCAAUAUAUUUAUCUAUAUUCUGAAAUAUCCUGCUCUCCCAACAACAUCGUCUGAUGUGGCCCUACUAGAUAUCUGCACUGGUCACUUCAGCCGCUUGGAGUUAGCAUCUCCAGACACUGCUUUGCCUUUCAUUCGGGAGAUCGCGAGAUUGGCCCGUUCAACCGUUGAAUCUGUAAAAAACUCAGCAGCAUCUCCAGGCUCGUUGUUAGGGGCAGACGUCAUGGCGCCUUCGGUUGCGCAGCCCUCGGUUCCACAUGCACGCAAUCUUUACACAUGAUCGACUAGAAGCUAAGCAAUAUAAAAUGCAG
Botrytis byssoidea is the source of this 1609-nucleotide messenger RNA. RefSeq lists its product as uncharacterized. The record is from RefSeq and is a predicted model, not a curated record. Gene Ontology annotation, molecular function: DNA binding; zinc ion binding. The coding region runs from base 1 to 1578 and encodes 525 amino acids. Lineage: Eukaryota; Fungi; Ascomycota; Leotiomycetes; Helotiales; Sclerotiniaceae. Gene Ontology annotation, biological process: DNA-templated transcription. The transcript has 8 exons.